Molecule: messenger RNA, 579 nt
Organism: Ostreobium quekettii
Lineage: Eukaryota; Viridiplantae; Chlorophyta; Ulvophyceae; Bryopsidales; Ostreobiaceae
Source: the annotation of a GenBank genome assembly
AUGUUUGACAGUUAUUGCUCCCUGAAUGUCAGUCUGAUAUGUGUUCCUACUGUUCAGGAGCCAGAUACGCCCCAAAAGUCGACAGGCCACAAGAAACAAGAUGGUCAAGAGACACCAGAAGAGCCCAAGUACUUUAGGUACAAUCGGAACUGCAUGGAUUUCCUACAAACCCAGAUGACAGAGGCCAAGAAAGCUGCUUUACCCGGCCACUUUACCAAGGCGGUGAAAAUCGAUGACAAACCAGAAGUCGAAGCAAAUGCCGCCUCCUACAACAAAGCAUUUGACCAUGCAUGGAACCUUGGAAGAACAUUGACUCGUCGACAUGCCAAGGCAUUUGACACACAAAAGUUUUACACAGCUACUGAGGCACGGGAGGGUGUGCAGGCGAUCUGCAAAAUCCUGAAGGCGUGCGUGGAAUGGUGGAAUGUGGAGGGUGUGAAGAUCCUGGACAGGGUGCCACAAGAUGCAGUGGAGGAAGAUGAGAAGACCCUGGAUAGGUACCUCGGCUACAUCCUGGGUACAGAAGAGGACUCCAUCUUCAAAGGACUGCCUGCCAAUAUUCAGAAGGAGUGGCAGCAA